CCUGCAAUGACUAUUUCUUGCAGGGAACCAAAUUUCGGUGCGUGUUUCCGUUCUUGUUCCCUGGGCACGUUUCCGUUCGCUGUCUGCUAACAGGAGGAUGACCGGGCCCCUGGGGAGGGGCGUCUUUCGGAGGCAGCACCCCCAGGAAGUCUCCCUGGGACCCUCUCCGGGGUUUCCUCCCCGGUGGGGGUGGGGUGCCAUCUGCAGCUGGGAAGCAGGUUUAUUUUAAGGUCUCUCAGGCUUCAGGGGCCGGUUCCUCACCGAGAGGCAGGUUUUUGUGGGGUUUCUCCAGCUAAAGUUACUCCCUCCAGGUAUUCGUUAAAAACCUCGUGGUACGACCCUGCGGUCCCCACCCUCCUAGGCCCCAACCCCGAGGCGGUGGGGGCGGGAAGGCCGCGCGCGCCGCUUCCGCUCCUCCGACCCGCCAGAGGGCGCUGCGGCCCCGCCUCGUCCUUCUGGGGGCGCUUCGCGCCGGGCCCCUUCCGCGUGGGUGAGUGAAUGUGAGAGUCAGCGCCGUGCCGCGCUCGCCGUCCGCCUCCGCCGCUCAGCGCCCUCACUUCGGCGGCCAGGGGCGGGCGCGCGCGCCCGGCCAUAGAGACGGGCGUUGAGCCCUCGGGCUAGAGCGUCGCCGAGUCGGAGCCGGAGCCGGAGCCGCGCGCUGUGUCUCCGCUGCGUCCGCCGAGGCCCAGAGUGUCAGGGACAAAAGCCGCCGCCGCGCCGCUUGCUCCCGCCGCUGGGGCUCAUCCGCCGCCGCCGACGCGCUGAGGAGAGCCCGCCGCCGCCGCCACCCGCGAGGAUCCGAGAGCCAUGUCGGCCAGCAGCCUCCUGGAGCAGAGACCAAAAGGUCAAGGAAACAAAGUUCAAAAUGGAUCUGUACAUCAAAAGGAUGGAUUAAAUGAUGACGAUUUUGAACCUUACUUGAGUCCCCAGGCAAGGCCCAAUAAUGCAUAUACUGCCAUGUCAGAUUCCUACCUACCCAGUUACUACAGUCCCUCCAUUGGCUUCUCCUAUUCUUUGGGUGAAGCUGCUUGGUCUACUGGGGGUGACACAGCCAUGCCCUAUCUAACUUCUUAUGGACAGCUGAGCAACGGAGAGCCUCACUUCCUACCAGAUGCAAUGUUUGGACAACCAGGAGCCCUUGGUAGCACUCCGUUUCUUGGUCAGCAUGGUUUUAAUUUCUUUCCCAGUGGUAUUGACUUCUCAGCUUGGGGAAAUAACAGUUCUCAGGGACAGUCUACUCAGAGCUCUGGAUAUAGUAGCAAUUAUGCUUAUGCACCUAGCUCCUUAGGUGGAGCCAUGAUUGAUGGACAGUCCGCUUUUGCCAGUGAGACCCUCAAUAAAGCUCCUGGCAUGAAUACUAUAGACCAAGGGAUGGCAGCACUGAAGUUGAGUAGCACAGAAGUUGCAAGCAAUGUUCCAAAAGUUGUAGGCUCUGCUGUUGGUAGUGGGUCCAUUACUAGUAACAUUGUGGCUUCUAAUAGUUUGCCUCCAGCUACCAUUGCUCCUCCAAAACCAGCAUCUUGGGCUGAUAUUGCUAGCAAGCCUGCUAAACAGCAACCUAAGUUGAAGACGAAGAAUGGCAUUGCAGGGUCAAGUCUACCACCACCCCCAAUAAAGCAUAACAUGGAUAUUGGAACUUGGGAUAACAAGGGUCCUGUGGCAAAAGCCCCCUCACAGGCUUUGGUUCAGAAUAUAGGUCAGCAGCCAACCCAGGGGUCUCCCCAGCCGGUCGGUCAACAGGCUAACAAUAGCUCACCAGUGGCUCAAGCAUCAGUAGGGCAACAGACACAGCCAUUGCCCCCACCUCCACCACAGUCUGCUCAGCUCUCAGUCCAACAACAGGCAGCUCAGCCAACCCGCUGGGUAGCACCUCGGAACCGUGGCAGUGGGUUUGGUCAUAAUGGAGUGGAUGGUAAUGGAGUAGGACAGUCUCAGGCUGGAUCUGGAUCUACUCCUUCAGAACCUCACCCAGUGUUGGAGAAACUACGGUCCAUUAAUAAUUAUAACCCUAAGGAUUUUGACUGGAAUCUGAAACAUGGCCGGGUUUUCAUCAUUAAGAGCUACUCUGAGGACGAUAUCCACCGUUCCAUUAAGUAUAAUAUCUGGUGCAGCACAGAGCAUGGUAACAAGAGACUGGAUGCUGCUUAUCGCUCCAUGAACGGGAAAGGCCCCGUUUACUUACUUUUCAGUGUCAACGGCAGUGGACACUUCUGUGGCGUUGCAGAAAUGAAAUCUGCUGUGGACUAUAACACAUGUGCAGGUGUGUGGUCCCAGGACAAAUGGAAGGGUCGUUUUGAUGUCAGGUGGAUUUUUGUGAAGGACGUUCCCAAUAGCCAGCUGCGACACAUUCGCCUAGAGAACAACGAGAAUAAACCAGUGACCAACUCCAGGGACACUCAGGAAGUGCCUCUGGAAAAGGCUAAGCAAGUGUUGAAAAUCAUAGCCAGCUACAAGCACACCACUUCCAUUUUUGAUGACUUCUCACACUAUGAGAAACGCCAAGAGGAAGAAGAAAGUGUUAAAAAGAUUACUACAGGCCCUGCACCCUCGCAAUCCGGGACCCCUCGGGAGAUGUCCGACUGAUGGUUUAGGGAUGGAGCCUAAACCGCUAUUGAAUGAGUCUCUUUGGAGCUGAGGCCUUGGAAUCUGAAUUCUAUCAGGUCUGUAGGUGAUUCUCUUGUAUUUAAAGUUUGAGUACUCCAGGAUUAUGUAUCUCAGUCAAGUUUUGUGUAACAUCCACCGCUCAAUCCUCAUGUUUAUUUUCUUGCAAGUUUGAUUUCUAAAGUUUUCUUAGUACUAUUGUCCUGCCCUGGCUAGUCUCAAGACUUCAUCUUGAGAAAAUUUAGAAUUCACGUGUGUCUGAUAAGCCUGGCUGUACCUUUCAAUACUGUAAAGCUAAAAGAAUCUUUUGAGUAGCUUUUCAUCAACUGUCAGUAUUACAAGCCUCUGGUGAAUUGCCUAUAUUUUUUGUCCAUUAAAAGGUGACAGUGUCACCCUAGCUGGUUUGGCUCAGUGGAUAGAUCAUUGGUUUGAGGACUGAAGGGUCCCAGGUUCAGUUCCAGUCAAGGACACAUGCCCAGGUUGUGGGCUCAAUCCCCAGUGUAGGGGGUGUGCAGGAGGCAGCCGAUCAAUCAAUAAUUCUCAUCAUUGAUGUUUCUCUCUCACUCCCUCUCCCUUCCUCUCUGAAAUUAAAAAAAAAAAAAAAAAAAGGCUGUGUCUUUGGUUUAAUAUCCUACACAUGUAGCUUCAUGUUAUAAUCUCUUUAGAGGCAUUAUGGCUACUUCUAAGAGGCUUUAAUGUUUGUGUUACAUAUAUUUUUAUUGACUUUAGAGAUGAAAGGAGAGAGAGAGAAACAUCAAUGAUGAGAAUCAUUGGUCGGCUGCCUCUUGCGCGCCCCCUACUGGGGAUCGAGCCCGAAACCCCGGCACAUGCCCUAACCGGGAAUCAAAUCAGCAACCUCUGGGUUCAUAGGUUGAUGCUCAACCACUGUACUACAUUGAGGGUUUAAUGUUUUAAGUUUUACAUUUAGUGUUUCUUCUAUUGUGUCUUCCUUUUUGCGGGGACAUUAAUUUUUAGAGUUAGAUAAUUUUAAGCUAUAUGAUUUAGGGGCCACUAGCCAUCCUGAAGUUGUCCAAACUAAGAUUGAAAAAAAAAAGUACACAUUUUUAUUGAUUUCAUAGAGGAAGGGAGAGGGAGAGAGAGAUAGAAACAUCAGUGAUGAGACAGAAUCAUCCAUCGGCUGCCUCCUGCAUGCCCCCCACUAGUGAUCAAGCCCACAACCCAGGCAUGUGCCCUUGACCAGAAUCAAACCCAGAACUCUUCAGUCCUCAGGCCGACGACACUCUAUCCACUGAACCUAACCGGCUAGGGCCAAACUAAGAUUUUUAAAAGUAGUCAGUUUUUUGGGGGUGUGGGAAGGGAUUCUAUUAAGUAUAUUACAUUGAUGGGCCUUUAAAAAACAGUUGAGGUAGACCCUGGCUCAGUACCUCUGUUGGUUAGAGUGUCAUCUGGAUGUGCCAAGGCUACGGAUUUGAUUCCUGGUCAGGACACAUACAAGAGGCAAUCAAUGAAUGCAUGGAACAGCAAAUUGACGUCUCUCCCUUCCUCCCCCCCCUUCUCUAAAAUCAAAUUUUUUGGGGAAAAAAAAGUUUAGGUCCUACACCUAUCAUAUGUAUAGUAGUGGAAAGACUAGGGGCUCUAGAAAAGACCAUAUCUGCCACUGUCACUGAUUUGAGCAAGUAAGCUUCUCAGCCUUAGUAUCUUUUUAUUUUAAAAAUUUUAAAAUAUUUUAAUUGAUUUCAGAGAGGGAGAGAGGGAUGGAAACACCAAUGAUGACAGAGAAUCAUCAAUUGGCUACUUCCUGUGCGCACCCUCUGUCUGGGCUAUAGUGUUUUAAUUGGUGCUAAAGUUUACUUUUCAAGGUAGUAUGAUAUAAAUGCUUAAGUAUCUUUUAUAAUUUCCGAGAAGAUGGAUGUUAUCUUUAUUAUUUCUAAAUGUAUGAGCUUAUUUUUGUGUGUGCAUACAUCAAAACUGUACAGUAGUCCCCACUUGUCUGUGAUUUUACUUUCCAUGGUUUCAGUUAGCUGCAAUCAGCUACAGUCCAAAAAUGUUAAAUGGAAAAUUCCAGAAAUAAAAAUUCAUAAGUUUCAGAUUUCAUGCCACUCUUCUGAGUGGUGUGAUGAAAUCUCAUGCUGCCCCAUGGAGGACAUAUGAAUCAUCCCUUUGUCUAUCCAUGCUGUGUAUGCUAAUACCCCAAUACACACACGUUAGCCACUUAGUACUGUUGCAGCACGGAUGGACCUAGAGGUUAUUGUGCUAAGUAAAAUAAGUCAGAGAAAGGCAAAUACCAUAUGAUUUCCCUUAUAUGUGGAUUCUAAAGAAUAAAAUAAAAACAAAAUUGAAACACUCAGACACAGAAAACAGACUGAUGAUUGUCAGAGGGGAGGGCAAUGGGGGGACUGGGUGUAAAGGGGUUAAGUACAAAUUGGUAGUUACAAAAUAGUCACAGGGGAUAUAAAGUACAGUGUAUAAUUAUAUAUGGUGCCAAGUGGGUACUGGAAAUAUCGGGGGAACAAUUAGUAAAGUGUGUAAUUAUAUAACUAAUAUGCCAUACAUCUGAAACUAAUCUCUCUAUAUAAAAGGCUAAUAUGCAAAGUGUUCCCUUGGGAGUUCGCUCGCUCUCUAUGAUGUGUACUGACCACCAGGGGGCGGCGUGGAACAUGGCAGGUGACUAGGGGCGGCAGCAGGUUACUGAGGGAGUGAGGGAAGGAGGAUGCAGGGAGGCAGGGAACCUGAUUGGCCUUGAUUGUUGGACAGGCCUAGGGACCCUACCCAUGCACAAAUUUCGUGCACUGGGCCUCUAGUAUAAAAUAAUAUUGAAAGUUAACUGUAAUUUAAAAAUUAAAAAAAAAAAAGAUCAGCUGUUGUGGUAUCACAGCACCUGUGUUCAAGUCACCCUUACUUAAUAGUGGCUCAAGCUCGGCGGGCGUGGCUCAGUGGUUGAGCAUUGACCUAGGAACCAGGAGGUCACAGUUUAAUUCCCUGUCAGGGUGCACAUGCUCAGGUUUCCGGCUCGGUCCUCAGUGUGGGGCCUGUGGGAGGCAGCCAAUCAGUGAUUCUGUCUCAUCGUUGAUGUUUGUAUUUCUCUCUCCCUCUCCCUUCCUCUCUGAAAUGAAUAAAAAUAUAUUAAGAAAAAAAUAGUGGCCAAAAGUGCAAGAACAGUGAUGGUGGCAAUUUGGAUAUGUCAAAGAGAAGUGGUAAAGUGCUUCCUUUGAGUGAAAGCUACGUAUGUAUAGGAAAGUACAUAGUAUAUAUAGGAUUUGAAGAGCAAUUUAGUCAGUCUGCUUAAUUGUACCAAUGUGAUGCUUACUUGGUAUUGGGCAGGAGAUUAAGGCAGCUAAUGCCAUUUGUAUGUAAUUUGCAUAAUUUAAAAUAAACCUAACAUACAGGUUUACAUUAGGGCACAGGUUAUACUUAGCUUCUUGGUAUCAUUGUAUAGUUAAGAUUCGGGUGUAGUUAGUUUUAUGUUACGUUUGAGGCAAAAUUGAGCACAGGUAGUUGUGGACUUGGUAGCACAUGAAAAGGGACAAAUUUUUAAAAAAAUGAGUUGACAUAGUAUGUGCAAUUACACAAUGCUAUUUUGAAUUUCUUCUGAUUAUAUUCUAAAUGGCUGUUAAUUAAGCAUGCUGGUGAACUUAUAUAGAAACAUGUCUCUUUGUGGAUUUGGCAAAGUCUAGGUUUUCUUUUUUUAUCAGUAUAAUUUGGGGCAUAUACGUUUAUUUGUAUUCCUGGGGUUAUAUUACAUUGAAAUAAGAGGUAAUAGGCAAAAUAUUUUUCCAGGUUUAUUGAGAUACAGUUGACAUACAUAGUAACGUAUUAAUUUAAGGUAUAUAACAAUGAUUUGAUAUGUACAUAGAGAGAAAUGAUUACCACAGUGUUUAGUUAAUAUCCAUCACUUAACAAAGUUACAAUUUUUGUGUAUGUGAUGAGAACUAGAAUUUUAUUUAGAAGUUGAUUGUAAGUUAUUAUCCAUUGCUAAACUCAUAAAUAGUUUGUGAGUGAGGUUAAUUGAAGACCUGUUCUUUGCUUUCUGGGAGCUUUUGAUUGAGUUGGGGCUAAUUUUACAUUUAAUUUUCAAUUGUGGAUACAGAUUUGGAAGGACAUUGAAAGCUGCAAGGGCUAAGGAAAUCUCAAAGAGGGAAGAGAUUUUGAACUGUAUCUUGAAGGACAGAAGGCUAGACAUUCUUGGCUUGAAGAGUAAUAAAAGCAUAGGAAUGAGAUUUAAUCAAGAAGAGUCCAGAUUUCCUGAAGUCAAAGGAACGUCAAGGCCGUGGAAAAUAAAAGGCAGUUCUGCACAGACCACAGCAACGGUUUCAUCUGCAUAUCCCUAAGAGGAAAAAAAUGACCUUCAAGAAAAUUAGGACUUUUUUCUUAAUUUCAUUGACUUCAGAGACGAUUACAGAAUUGCAGUUUAAGUAUUGGAAUUUCACAAAAGACAUAGGACUUAACUGGAAAGUGGAAAAAAAAGAAAAAGAAAAAAACCUAAAAAAAUCCCUCUAGGUAGCGUAGGUGAAAAAUGUCCCUUAUAUUUUGGUUUUGGUUGUGAUUUCAGAGCAUACUGCUUUUUUUUCUUUGUCUUUUUACUAUGUUUUCGGAUUUUAAAGUCCGUAAGUGCAUACAGUUUUCUCUAAUUUUUAAACCCUUUCCUCCCCCCCCAUUUUGACAUUUGCACUUGGAGAACACCUGAGUUUUGAAGGUAUGGGCCUGCCUCCACCCCAGAAAGGGGGAAUUUGGUUUUUCCCUUCCGAACUGGAAGAACAUUUUUAUGAAGAAUUUUUGUGUUGGAGAAUUUAACAGUGUUACCCAAGGUUGUGUCUUUAAGGGUGGUUCAUUUUCUCUGACCCUUUGUUACUCAAAGUAAAGUACUAGGAUUCCUAAGAAAUGUUCUGUUCUUGUACAUUUUACUGAUUGAGUCAGGAUUAAUUUUAUUUCACAGCUAAGAACAGUGGUAAAAACUUGUUUACAAAAAUGCAUUUUGGAAGAGAAAAACAUUGUAAAACGUGUAGUGAAUGUUUCUUCAGUUUCUUGUUCAUCCAAUGAGGAAAGGGCAUUGCCUUUCUUUUUACCAUUAAUCACUUCUCAAUAAACGUGAGAUCCUGUUGAGCAUCA
Molecule: messenger RNA, 7668 nt
Organism: Myotis daubentonii (Daubenton's bat)
Lineage: Eukaryota; Metazoa; Chordata; Mammalia; Chiroptera; Vespertilionidae
Gene: YTHDF2
Product: YTH N6-methyladenosine RNA binding protein F2
Biological process (GO): mRNA destabilization
Cellular component (GO): cytoplasm
Molecular function (GO): mRNA binding; N6-methyladenosine-containing RNA reader activity
Source: RefSeq, a predicted model, not a curated record